AUGCGCCGCGAGCUACUCGAGGUCCUGUCAAAUCCACAGAUCCGUGACAUCGCAAGAAAGUAUUACGAUGCAGAACUCCGCGGUCGUCGCGGAACCGGACGCCUUGGCUUCCGAGAGCUGCGUCACGUGCUGCGGGAAUUGAACCACCACCUGGGCCUACCUAUGCCAGCUGCACCGCUAGCGGAGCAGCUCUUCAAACGCUACGACUUCAACGGUGAUGGCGACCUGAGCUUUGAGGAGUUCUUUGAGCUCUUCGUGAAAACGCUUCGGCGCGUGGCUUUCGAUCGGUCGGUGCUCCUCGGUCGCGAGAUUUUCGUAACCCAAGAGCCCGGGAAGGUGUGGGAUGUCUACCAUCGAGUUAAGACGCUGGGAGAGGGCUCGUUUGGCUCUGCUCAUCUGGGAAAGCAUAAGAGGACCAAGGAGGAGCGCGUCAUCAAGGUCGUCGAGAAAUCGCAGGCAAAGCUUCCGGUGGAAGACAUCGAGAAGGAAAUUAUGGUCCUGAGACAGGUGGAUCAUCCGCACAUCAUCCGGCUUCACGAGUGGUAUGAAGGGUCGUCGAAGAUCUAUUUGGUGAUGGAUGCGAUUAAGGGCGGCACGCUGCGCGAAGUCUUGCUGCACUUCCAAGCGGAAGGGGCCGCCGUGGAGGAGACUUGGAGCCGGUCCGUGAUGAAGCAAACUCUGCAGGCCAUGGCCUACUGCCAUGGAAUGCGGAUCAUUCACAAGGAUUUGAAAGACGAGAAUGUCAUGCUUCUCAAAGGAUCUGAGACCUCGGAGCCCUUCGUUGUCAUCAUCGACUUGGGAGUUUCUGAGAUGUUCUCGUCUUCUGAUCCACAUGGAAAGCUGAUGGGGGGCACGCCCAUGACAAUGGCUCCGGAGGUCUGGGAAAACAACUUCGGCCCUAAGUGCGAUGUUUGGUCUGCAGGUUGCAUUCUGUUCGAGAUGCUUGCCGGAAGCCUCCCGUUCGCUGUGAGGAGCAUGAAUCCGAAAGAUUGGCAGGCCUUACACCGGUAUGGCCCGGAUUGGCGAAAGGUGAAAACAUCAAGCCUCAGCCGCAGGCUUUGUCAAGAGAUGUUGACCUACUCGGACACACACAGACCUACGAUGCUCCAGUGCCUGCAGCACAAGUGGUUCGGUGCGAAGGACGAGAGCCUUGGAGCUCUUGAUGUCGACCAGCUGAAGCAGCUGCAGGAGUUUGCAAACGAGUCUGCCUUGAAGCGAGCUGUGAUCAUGGAAGUGGCAUCCAAGCUGCCGAUUGAACGCGCAGAGCGCAUCGCAAAGGUAUUUGAGAAGAUCGACGAGAACAGCGAUGGCAGCAUUUCCCUGGAGGAGCUGGCGCGCCUGUUUUCGCAGAUGGGCCUCAAGGACCGGAGCCUUCAGAACCGAGCUUUCCAGACGCUGGACAUCAACGGGGACGGGGUUUUGUCUUUCAGCGAGUUCUCGGCUGGCGUCUUGACGGUUUACACCGAUCUCCUGGAGGACCGAUUCCUCGAACUUUUCCGGCGGCACGACAUCAAUGGCGAUGGAAUGCUGAGCCGUGCAGAGUUUGAAGCCUUCAUGGAGAAGGUCCUGCCUCUGGCCAACCGCAGCGUUCAGCAAAGUCCGGCAGAAACCAUCACAAAGAUCUUUGGCCACGAAGAGGACCUCAUUACCUUCGAGGAAAUGAGAGCCCAACUCCUGCCUACAAGCACGAAGAAACGGCGAAGAUAG
Symbiodinium sp. CCMP2456 is the source of this 1707-nucleotide messenger RNA. The record is from the annotation of a GenBank genome assembly. NCBI's taxonomy places the organism in Eukaryota, Dinophyceae, Suessiales, Symbiodiniaceae.